This is a messenger RNA of Didymosphaeria variabile, 2550 nucleotides long. RefSeq lists its product as uncharacterized. Gene Ontology annotation, molecular function: protein binding; oxidoreductase activity. Gene Ontology annotation, cellular component: mitochondrion. The record is from RefSeq and is a predicted model, not a curated record. The transcript has a single exon. The coding region runs from base 1 to 2550 and encodes 849 amino acids. Lineage: Eukaryota; Fungi; Ascomycota; Dothideomycetes; Pleosporales; Didymosphaeriaceae.
AUGGCGAUCUCACAGCGCGUUGUUAUUAUUGGAGCUGGAAUUGUAGGUGUGAACCUUGCUGAUGAGCUGGUCUCCCGAGGAUGGAAGGAUAUCACGGUAGUUGAGCAAGGACCGCUCAACAUGCCUGGUGGUUCGACUUCGCAUGCACCCGGCCUCGUAUUCCAGACGAACCCUUCGAAAACGAUGACAAGACUUGCGAAGUACACAGUGGAGAAGUUGCUCUCACUCAAGAAGGAUGGACAAGGAUGUUUCAACCAAUUGGGCGGCCUCGAGGUUGCAACAACCCCGGAGCGAUUAGAGGAACUCAAGCGCAGACAUGGCUACGCUACUUCUUGGGGCAUUGAGGCGCGACUGGUCAGUGGGGAAGAAUGUAUACAGAUGUACCCUCUACUCAACAAGGAGACGGUACUCGGCGGUUUACACAUUCCCACCGAUGGGCUGGCUCUGGCGGCACGAGCCACGCAGUUGCUCAUAGAACGGACACGCGAGGCGGGCGUCCGCUAUCUUGGUAACACACCCGUGACGGAUAUAGAAAGAUCGAACGGGCAUGUCACUGGCGUUACAACUCCAAAUGGAUCUGUACCAGCCGAUAUUGUUGUUUCCUGUGCCGGUUUCUGGGGUGUCGAGAUCGGAGCCAUGGUCGGACUGCAAGUACCGCUCCUUCCCCUGGCACAUCAGUAUGCCAAGACGACAGCUCUUCCAGGUCUCAGGAAUCGCGAAGUCAACUCCAGAAUAAACGGAAUGAACGCCACACUUCCCAUAUUGCGGCAUCAGGAUCAAGACCUCUAUUACCGUGAGCACGGUGACCAGUUCGGUAUCGGCUACUACGGCCAUCGACCCAUGCCUGUGGUCGCUGGAUCCCUCGGUCUAACUCCAGAGCACGUAGACGAGAAGAAUAUGCCAUCUCGUCUUGAUUUCACUUCCAGAGACUUUGAGACUGCAUGGAACGAAUCCGAGAAGCUUUUGCCUGCACUAAGGGAAACGCACAUAGCUGAUGGGUUUAACGGUAUCUUUUCAUUUACUCCGGACGGCGGGCCCAUCAUCGGACGAGCGCCGGACCUGGAGGGCUUUUAUGUUGCAGAAGCCGUAUGGGUGACACAUUCGGCCGGCAUUGCGCAAGCUGUCGCACAAAUUCUCACUACAGGCCGGUCUGAGAUCGAUGUUGGGGAGUGUGACAUUUCAAGAUUUGAAGAGAUCCAGCUAAGCCGCGAAUACGUCUCCGAAACCUCACAGCAAAACUUUGUCGAAAUCUACGACAUCAUCCAUCCUCUUGCCCCUAAGGUCUCGCCGCGAAAUCUACGCAUCAGUCCUUUCAACGUUCGGCAGCGGGAAUUGGGCGCAUAUUUCCUCGAAGUUGGCGGUUGGGAGCGGCCUUUCUGGUACGAGGCCAAUGCGGAACUGCUCAAGUAUCUGCCUGCGAAAUGGCAGCCAGUCGAACGCGACGCAUGGUCUGCGCAACAUUACUCCCCGAUCUCCGCCGCAGAAGCCUGGAAAACUCGGAAUGCGGUUGCGAUGUACGACAUGACUGCGUUCCAUCGAUUCGAGGUUUCCGGUCCUGGCGCCUUGCAUCUACUUCAGCGUCUGACUACGAGUGACCUGAAGAAAGAGCCAGGCUCGAUAACUUACACUCUCUUGCUUGAUGACGCAGCUGGAAUACGUGGAGACAUCUUUGUUUCCAGGAUAGAAGAUGAGGUGUUCCAGAUUGGCGCCAACUCUGCCACCGAGUUUCACUACCUCUCCCGCGAAGCUCGUUUCCAGCGGCAACAAUCUCCCAGUCAGUGGGUACAGGUUCGCGAAAUCACCGGAAGCACUUGCUCCAUUGGUCUCUGGGGUCCACGCGCCCGAGACGUCAUCGCUGGUGUAAGCACAGAUGACUUCUCGAAUAAGGGCCUUCCAUAUUUCGGCGUCAAGAAGGUCCACGUUGCCGGAAUCCCAGUGCUUGCCUUCCGAAAAUCGUAUGUUGGCGAGCUAGGAUGGGAGCUCCAAACGAGUGCGGAACUUGGGCUCCGGUUGUGGGAUGCGAUUGCCCAAGCAGGAAAGCUUCACGGCAUCAUUGCGGCAGGUCGCGCAGCCCUCAACUCGCUGCGUUUGGAGAAGGGUUACCGAAUAUACGGGGCCGAUAUGGGCACUGAGCAUGAUCCACUUGAGGCUGGUGUCGUCUCGGCUGUUGAUCUGAAGAAAAAAGAUGAUUUCGUUGGCAAAGCAGGCCUCUCACGGCGGCCCAAGACACCUGCUCGACGACUCCGGUGCCUUGCUAUCAACGACGGUCAAUCAUUGGUCCUCGGUAAAGAACCUGUGUUCUACAAAGGCAAAGCCGCGGGCUACAUCACCACUGCUGCUUUCGGUUUCACUGUGGGUAGACCCAUUGCAUACGCCUGGCUCCCCGGCAGUGUGAGCUUAGGUGAGACUGUCGAGGCCGAAUACUUCGGCCGCCAUAUUGCAGCUACUGUCGUGGCUGAGCCGUUAUACGAUCCUCGAAACAGCCGUCUUCUCGACGACAGACCGCCACUUCAAUUGGAGAUACAAGCACCAUUGAGGUCUCGCCUAUGA